Penicillium chermesinum is the source of this 834-nucleotide messenger RNA. It is a transcript of the gene pup1, whose product is annotated as proteasome core particle subunit beta 2. The transcript is spliced from 3 exons. The coding region runs from base 1 to 834 and encodes 277 amino acids. Gene Ontology annotation, cellular component: proteasome core complex. Gene Ontology annotation, molecular function: threonine-type endopeptidase activity. Lineage: Eukaryota; Fungi; Ascomycota; Eurotiomycetes; Eurotiales; Aspergillaceae. The record is from RefSeq and is a predicted model, not a curated record.
AUGCCGGGCUUCGAUUUCUCCAACUACAACCGCAACGCGGCUCUCCACGCCAAGGGCGUGCCCCUUCCCAAAGCUACCAGCACAGGUACAACAAUUGUUGGGUGCAUUUAUGAUAAAGGCGUUGUGAUCGCAGCAGAUACCAGAGCCACUGUCGGCCCUAUAGUCGCAGACAAGAACUGCGAGAAGCUCCACUACAUUGCCCCCAAGAUCUGGUGUGCUGGUGCCGGUACCGCCGCAGACACCGAAUUCACUACCGCCCUCAUUAGCUCCAAUAUCGAACUACAUUCCCUAUCGACCGGCCGUGACCCACGGGUCAUCACCUGCAUGACUAUGCUGAAGCAACACCUGUUCCGUUACCAGGGCCACAUUGGAGCUUACCUGGUGGUUGCUGGCGUGGAUCCAACUGGCGUGGGCCUGUACACUGUCCAUGCGCACGGCUCAACCGACAAGUUGCCAUACGUGACCAUGGGAUCUGGUUCGCUUGCUGCGAUGUCCGUCUUUGAAUCGACAUGGCAGCCAGACCUGGACCGGGAGGGUGCUAUUUCCCUCUGUGCGGAGGCCAUCAAGGCUGGUAUCUUCAAUGAUUUGGGAUCCGGUAGCAACGUUGACGUGUGUGUUAUUGAAAAGGACAAGCCUACGCAGCUUCUCCGCAACUACGAGAAGCCAAAUCCCCGCGGAGAAAAGGAGCGUAACUACCGCUUCCCAAAGGGCACUACUGCCUGGUUGAACCAGAGGGUUAUCAGCAAGGAGGACAUGAAGAAAUACGUUACCAUUGAAACUCUGUCUGGUGACGGCAACCUGGCUGUCGGAGAGCAGAUGGAUGUGGAUGUUUAA